Molecule: messenger RNA, 195 nt
Organism: Neurospora hispaniola
Lineage: Eukaryota; Fungi; Ascomycota; Sordariomycetes; Sordariales; Sordariaceae
Exons: 1
Source: RefSeq, a predicted model, not a curated record
GAGUCUGAAGGUUGCCUCUACAAAGCAGGCAACGAGACAGAUCUUCAACGUCAUUUGUACACGUGGCACCCGGUCUGUAGCCAAGAGAACGACAUUGCUAAUUGGAACAUGAAGUGCGAUUUUCCGGAUUGCGAAUACAAGGGGAGAAAUGAUGAUCUGUGGAGGCACAAGGAGGCCGUCGGUCAUCAUCGGAAA